CUUAUAAUAGUGUGUAGUGUAGUAGUGGACUGUAGUGGAACUCUGGUUGUGACCCGGAUGUAACGGCGCUCUACCUCAGCACGUCUAAUCCUCUUAUCACCAACAGGGCUGCCAAGAUGGAUGUUGUCAACCAGUUGGUCGCAUCUGGGCAGUUUACAGUUGUCAAACAGCCAUUAGGAUUCAUUAAAGUCUUACAAUGGUUCUUUGCCAUCUUUGCAUUCGCCACCUGUGGUGGAUACUCAGGAGUGUUUCGUCUCAGUGUGGAGUGUAGUAAUCGCUCAGAAAGUAAUCUGAACAUCGAGGUUGAGUUUGGCUACCCGUUCAGAUUGCACCAGGUGUGGUUUGAUGCUCCAUCAUGUAAAGGGGAGGAGACUGAGCGUCUCUUCCUGGUGGGAGACAACUCUUCCUCGGCAGAGUUCUUCGUCACCAUUGGUGUCUUUUCCUUUCUUUACUCAAUGGCAGCCAUGUCCGUGUAUGUCUUCCUCCUGGAGAAAUACCGUGAGGGAAACAAAGGCGCUCAGGCCGAUUUUGUAGUGACAGCUGUUUUUACUUUUAUGUGGUUGGUAAGUUCAUCAGCUUGGGCCAAAGGUCUUUCAGAUGUCAAGAGGGCCACAGACCCCGAUGAGGUUAUCAAUCUCAUUCCUGCGUGUGACCGUGAGGAAAAUCACUGUAAAGAAAUACAUGAACCUGUGGUGUCUGGCCUAAACACAUCUGUGGCAUUUGGGUUCUGUAAUUUGGUGCUUUGGGCAGGAAACCUGUGGUUCAUAUUCAAGGAAACAGGCUGGCUUGCAGCCUUCUCUGGCACUUAUAUGGCAUCUGGAGAGAAGCAGCCAGCCCCAGACUCUAUCGGCCAGCAAGGUUAUGGGCAGGAAGGUUAUGGGCAAGACCCUUAUACUGGCUCUCAGGCCGGGUACCAGCCAGACUAUGGCCAGCAGGGUGGUGGUUACGAAGGCGGAGGCUACCACCAAGGAGUGUAUGGUCAGGCUGAGCCCACCUCUUAUUCCAAUGAGAUGUGAGCCCAGCAACAAGGGCAGAAACACUGAGCUGAUCACAUCAAGACGGUGAUGUCAUCAGCCAGCAUGGAAACGUUGUUAGCUUUGUUUCCACCUUCUUCAAUCUUUCUGUGUGAGCCGUUGGUUUAAAGGGAAGGGGUGAGGGCACACUUAAGGAGGGUUGUAAAAAACAUCAUAAUCAAAGGGGAAAUGCAUUGGACCCGGGAGGAACCGCGACCCUAAUUUCAAAAUGCUCUCUAUUACAUCAAGCUGGAGUUUACUCCUGUUUUGAUGACUAAAAACUUGAACAUGCUACCAAAAAUGAAUGAAAAUUAUAAUGUAAAUCUUACGUAAGAGGAACUGUUUGAAUGAAUUAUACAAAUAUUAAAUUGAAUGUUUUUGUCUGUUUGGUGUAAAUACAAAUUAUAUUUAAAUAGAUAUACAGUAUAGUUAAGGAAACUUAAUGUUGUUUUAUGUCUUUUUGUGACUUUACUUUUUAUUUAUUUUAGUGUUUUUUUAAUGUUUAACCCCCAUUAAGAGUGCUGAACUUAAAACAUCUUAAUGAACAAAAAAAAAAAUUAAUUCAUGUGAAACAUACUUUGUGUGAACCCAGAUGAUAAAUAUGGUUUAUUAGUUAUUUCAGUGAAAAUAAGUCUGAAAUAUAACAAAAAACUGGAAGUUAUUUAUGGUAGAGCAAGAAAUAACGGUUUAAUUAAGUUAAAUAGGAGGAUAUAUGACUUGCCCUCAAAUAUAUGUUUGGCAAUUUUUCCUUGUAAUGUGUACAAAUUAUGGAGAUAUAUUCCCUUUUACAUUUGUUUAAAACAGACCUUGCUCCGAACAUUUAUAAUAUUAAUAAAGCCUUCUUUAAAUUAAUAAAGCAUAAGGUAUUAAAGGCCAAAUGGGAAAAUAAUGAACAAUGAACACUCAGAAUAGGUUGUGUGGGUGCUUCAGUACUUCAUGUUUUUCUAGUGCUGUGAAACACCACAGCUGUUAUUCACAGAUGGGUUGUAAUUAAAUGUGACUCACCCAUUUAUAUUCUUUCUGUGUGUAUUGGCUUUUUGUUCCUGAUGAAAUUAAUGUUUCUGUUGUCUAUUUAUUCACAAUAAGGUCCAAAUGGUUUCUUUUCCCUCCCUCAUUACAUUGUCUGAUAAUGCACAAUAAAAUUAUGUUAGAAGAUGGCGAGUGGUGUUGACAA
Messenger RNA from Paramisgurnus dabryanus, 2187 nucleotides. It is a transcript of the gene sypb, whose product is annotated as synaptophysin b. Gene Ontology annotation, cellular component: presynaptic active zone; synaptic vesicle; synaptic vesicle membrane. The record is from RefSeq and is a predicted model, not a curated record. Lineage: Eukaryota; Metazoa; Chordata; Actinopteri; Cypriniformes; Cobitidae.